CUUUCGAGCUUCGAGUUCAAGACACAUCAGUCACAAUCAGAGUCCCGCUCGGAUCCGUUCGUUGUGAACAAUGGCACUUUACAGCAGUUCUUCCAAAGCAAGCACUUCUUCUUCGCUUGUAACUGAAUUCGAUAUCCUUAAAGCAUCCCAUAAGUUUCUGCGAGAUGACGAUGCCAGGGAUGAGGGAAGCUCAUCUUGGAAUGACCAGCUUGCGCGCAAAUACUAUGAUAGCUUGUAUCGCGAGUUUGCGGUCUGUGAUCUGAAACACUAUAAGUCUGGUAAUUUUGCUCUCAGAUGGCGGACCGAAGACGAGGUCCUCUCUGGAGCAGGAGAGAUGACAUGCGGCAACACACGAUGUGCCGACCAUGCCGCUGAGGGUGUUCCACUAUCCACCCUAGAACUUCCGUUCGCAUACGAGGAACACGGCAACCAGAAAUCAGCGUUGGUCAAGAUUGCGCUAUGCACGAAAUGCGUUCGCAAACUUAUGUGGAAGCGCAACAAGGAGAAGGAAGGGACGAGAGGGAUUGAUAUCAAAACCGAUGACGAAAGAACGCGAAGUAGGGUCGACCAACACGAGAGGAGGGCCAAGGGGAGGGAAGAUAAGCAGCCUUCACGAGUUGAAGGGGAAAGAUUAUCGGGCCUUAGUGAAAGAAGUGAACGUCGACGUAAGCGGUCACGAUCAGGAGAGCUCCAGCCUCCUUCCGCCUGUAGCCAGCAAGCUCAACUGCGUCACCGAAGUUCCCGUUCACGGUCCCCCCGACGAUAGAGAGGUUUGCAGUGACGACUUUUGAUCAAGUUGGCGGCGAAGGAGAUGAAGAGAGGAGGCAACCAACGUUGUUGGGUCGGAAAGGUUUCUUCUUAGCUGUUUGUACAGGAGCGUGAGUGUACCUUUACUGAGCAGGCUUGCUUAUUCUUUUUUCGUCACUCAUGCUGGCGGCAUCCAAGCAGAGUUUUCUGUUGUAGAUGAUCAGCAAUUCACGUUGUUUAAGCCUGAAGACGGUGUUAAGGCUCACAUGCACAAGCGACGUCUUCCCUUCAAAAACCAUGACAUGAUCAAUGUUCCGAUUGCAAGGUACCUAGAGAGGGCCCGAGGUUGGCGCUGUUACGGUAGCGAUUGGUGCGUAGUAAUAGUAUGGACGCCAGGAUCGAAUCAAGAUUUCCAUAUCCCUUGCCUCAGCUACUCUUUCUGUCUACCUGGGUCUAUCUACAGGACGCCUCGCAAAGCCGUUCACGUUGAGAGACAUGGUCAUAAUAUUCAUAACUUAAGGAGUGCCUCGUGAUCCAGUGGUGGACUGUUCAACCUCCCAUUCGACAAUCUGCAGCUGCAGCUGCCGAAGCUGGAGUGCAUCAACAAGGAGUCUUUUUUGGGAUCGCCUCGGACUACUGCUCUCCUUCAUCCCGCUCUAGAUGCUUCAUAUCGUCACGAGUCGUGCCGCGUCCUCGUUCAAAUUCUUGCUAGUACUAUUAUUACUUUUGACGCGCGAAACUUAUCCUCGAGUCAAGCGACCUCUAGCCAAUCCUACAGUGUGUUCGUGGCUCUUUCACCUUUCUCGUCGGAAACUCAUCUGGUUUCUCCGCGCUUGAAUGGAUUUCAUUGACUGCCAGUACCACGAUGAUGGGUAAAAAGAAGAUGAAAAUAGCCCGGCAAAAUAAUGCCCUCAAGUCCGAGGCACUAUAUGACUGCUAUAUGAAGGCGUCCUAGCCACUGGCAGGGGAAGGAUAAGGCCACCAGACGACUCUCAGUUCCCAAAGUUCAUGAUGGUACCCACCCUCCGAGGUCGCGGUCUGUUGCUUGCAUCACUUUGGGGCACUGCGGUUAUUGCGUCUCCUUCCAAGGUGACAGAUAGCUCAGCGUCGCCCGCCGUGAAUCUUCCCUAUGCUCAAUAUCAAGGGACAUACAAUGCGACCAGCAACAUCACGAGCUUCUUGGGUAUACGUUAUGCGGCCUCGCCUACUGGUGACCUGAGAUGGGCUUCUCCUCAAGCUCCGGCCUACGUUGCUGGCGUUCAGCAAGCCAACGCCAAUCCAGACAUGUGCUACCAGGCUGGGUAUGGAGGGAACUCUACGGCGAUAGUUCCUCCGGCUGGCUUAGUGACGCGUGCCACCACCACUCCCGGAACGUCCGAGGAUUGUCUAUUUCUCAACGUUUUUACACCGGGUUCUAAUCUCCCGGAACAGCCUUCCUCCACCGACGGGUUGCCUGUGCUGGUGUGGAUCCAUGGUGGAGGAUAUGAUUCAGGAUACGCAGCCUCGUUCAAUGGAGAAGACCUUAUGAUUGAUUCUCAUAAUCAAAUGGUCGUCGUAGUUAUCCAGUAUCGAUUGGGUCUUUUCGGCUUCCUUGCUGGAAAUGAAGUUAAGGCAAGUGGCGCUACAAAUGCUGGGAUGCUGGACCAACAAUUUGCCCUCCAAUGGGUGCAAGAAAACAUUGGGUCGUUUGGCGGUAAUGCUGAGCAAGUGACGAUUUGGGGGCAGUCUGCAGGCGCCGGCUCGGUCCUCCAGCACAUGGUUGCUCAUGGCGGCAACACUCAGCCUCCUUUGUUCAAAUACGCCAUUACGAGUUCGACAUUUUUGCCAUCCCAGUACAACUAUAAUGACACAAUACCUCAACUGAUCUACAAUGAUGCAUUAAACUAUACCGGGUGUACGACAGCCUCUGAUACCCUAGCAUGUUUGCGUGCAGUAGAUGUGUCUACUUUACAAACUGCUAACACCAACCUGGCGUCAAGCGCAUUCUACGGGUCCUAUGUUUUUGUUCCUGUGGUCGAUGGCGAGUUUAUCACUGAGAGGCCUAGCGUGACUAUCGCAGGUGGUAAACUGAACGGGGAACUUUAUAUGGCGGUCGGUAAUACUCAUGAAGGCAAUGACUUUGUCAACCAGAACGAGACCCUCACGCCUGUCGACUAUGCCGCCCAAUUGUUCCCAGAUCUUACGCAGGCACAAGCUGAGGAAAUAGCACUUUUGUACAGCGAACUCGGAACGCCUGUCGAGCAGGCGAACUACAUCAUGGGCGAUUCCAUCUUCGUCUGCCCAACCUAUUACUUGCUCUCUGCAUACCCUGGGAGAUCGUGGAAGGGACUGUUCGCUAUCCCACCUGGUCUUCACGGCGAAGAUGUUAUAUAUUACUUCAACAGCACCGCACCGUCCUACGAUAACCCAACGUUCAUCGACGCCUUUGUGCAGUCAUUUAUGUCGUUCUCAAUGUAUGGCGACGUGAACCAGAAGUUCGAUCCAAUGAACAUCACGCCGUACUGGUACGAAUAUGAAUAUGGGUACACGGAGAUGCUUUUCAACGAGACGGAGUCCGGCGCUCCUGUUGUUACACCCAUCACCACGGAUCCCAGUCUCAUUCAGCGCUGCGCGUACUGGAGCACCAUCACGAAUAAUACCGCGCAGUAGACUAGCGAAAGUUGACUCGUGAUAUUAGUACGCUCAUUGUCAAACGAAAUGCGAUGCUGUCCACAAGAUAGUCUGUCGAAUGCG
This is a messenger RNA of Coniophora puteana RWD-64-598 SS2, 3480 nucleotides long. RefSeq names its product alpha beta-hydrolase. The record is from RefSeq and is a predicted model, not a curated record. Bases 1756 to 3396 code for a protein of 546 amino acids. NCBI's taxonomy places the organism in Eukaryota, Fungi, Basidiomycota, Agaricomycetes, Boletales, Coniophoraceae. The transcript is spliced from 18 exons.